Ilyonectria robusta is the source of this 1377-nucleotide messenger RNA. Its product is annotated as acyl-CoA N-acyltransferase. The coding region runs from base 1 to 1377 and encodes 458 amino acids. The transcript has 2 exons. The record is from RefSeq and is a predicted model, not a curated record. Gene Ontology annotation, biological process: siderophore biosynthetic process. NCBI's taxonomy places the organism in Eukaryota, Fungi, Ascomycota, Sordariomycetes, Hypocreales, Nectriaceae.
AUGGCGUCAGCAGUGCCCUUCUCUGCCCUCCCGGCCGACGAGUCAGUCAUCAAGCUGCCUCACCCGUACCAGACCGAGUACGCGAUCCAGACGGGCUCAGCACCCGCGGGUGUCACCGUCGAGACCCCCGUUUACCAGCUCGUCCACAAAUCCUCCGCGGCCUCCAAGCCCCUUCCAUUUGAGCUCGACAAUUCUCGCCUCGUCUUCACGGACCCCAUCGACCUCAAGUCGAGCGAGCUUCCUGCCUCUGGAAACAACAGUCCUUGGGCUCGCGCCCGCCGCUCGCCCUGCGUCUCCUUCUUCUGGGACGGUGCCGAGGCGCCCACCCUGGCCCAGGCAUGGCUGCUUGUGUAUACCAUCUUCUCUCUGCGACCGACCAAGGAGACGUUCCGCCUUGAGCUCCGAGGCGCCAACGCCGCUGUUCUUGGCCGCCAGCUGGUCGAUGUCCUGCUCGCCAUUGACCACCCACUCAAGGCCCGCGAGACGCGGGAGCCCUCUACCAAGACCGACGAAAGCCUCCUGCUUGUCUUGCGCAGCACCUUCUGGCAGGGAGCUGGUUCUCCGUUUGGCCCCCGACCUGUCUGGUGCCCGGCCGAGUCGCCGUCGUCUCUGCCGGCCUCAAACCCUCUGGGAUCGUACCCUUUGACCGCCCUCCACAACACCAUGACCAUUUCCUCGGCCGGUGAUCCCGAGGACCCCGACCGAUACCAGCAGUCGUGGCACCCGAUCCGACCGGCCAAGCCUGCCCCCGGCGCCGUUAUCUACAGCCGAUGGAUCCCUCAUCUGAAGGAGACCUUUUCCAUGGUCGCGCUCGACUACAAUGACGACGAGCACCUGCGCCUGUUCCACGAGUGGCAGAACGACCACCGUGUUGCACAGGGCUGGAGCAUCGCUGGAACUAAUGAGGAGCACCGCGAGUACCUCCGCAAGAUGCACGAGGACCCUCAUCAGAUUGCCGUUUUGGCUAAGUGGGACGACACCUUCUUUGCCUACUUUGAGUUUUACUGGGCCAAAGAGGAUCGCCUCGGUGGUUACUAUGAAGCUGGCGACUUCGAUCGUGGCCGCCACUCCCUCGUCGGCGACGUGCGUUUCCGAGGCCCGCACCGCGUGUCGGCCUGGUGGAGCAGCUUGAUGCAUUACCUGUAUCUCGAUGACCCUCGCACCAUGAACGUCGUUGGAGAGCCCAUGGAGACCAACUCGACUGUCGUCAUGUACGACUUCAUUCACGGCUUCGGGUUGGACAAGUUCGUUGACCUCCCACACAAGCGCGGUGCCUUCAUGCGCUGCUCGCGCGAGCGCUUCUUCCAGCUGUGCCCGCUUGCGGAUAACGAGAAGGUCGUUGGUGGUAUGAGGCUCGGCUUGGUUCCUAAGUUGUAA